CAGAUUUUGAAAUAUAUGCGGAAGUGUCUGUGCUGCUGAUUACAAAGUUAGAGUGCUGACGCGUUCAUAAGGUGGAUUUGAAUGAUCGUCGUCUCUAGACCAGCUUGAUCAAAAGUAAGAUGGGUAGGCGGAGGAAGAGGGUUGCAACAGGUGAUGGGGUACCUAGCCCAAAAAAGGAGGAAAAAACACCAGCUCCCCCACGCAAGGAGAAAAAAAAGAAAACGGACAUUGGGAAGGUGUUCAUCAAUAUAUCCAUCGGUUUGUGUAUCUUCAGUCUUAUCUGGUUCUUCUAUGCCCUUUAUAUGCGCUCAUCCUUGGCCAAGCGGGUUGUGACCUUGCACCCUUCUACACGGGUCUUGGAUGCUAAUAGCUCAAGUCCUGCUGUGUCUCCUGAAAGAUAUUGGGGUACCUAUCGGCCCCAGGUUUACUUCGGGAUGAAAACAAGAAGUCCUAGAUCUGUUGUGACAGGCUUAAUGUGGAUGCGCCAGUUUGCUGAAAUGGAUUUAAAUCUUAGGCACACUUGCGAGCAAGGGGACCAUUUGCUGGGAUACGGAUGGCUAAUGCAUGACGGAGCCUCUUUUGGAGUCCAGGAGGUCCAUGACCGUGAUUUCACCCUGACGACAGAGUUUGUGAAACGUAUGGGUGGAAAUCAUGGUGGAGACUGGACUUGGAGGAUUACUGCAAAACAACAUAGCACUGCUUCCUCGGCUCCUGUGAUCUCGUUGAUGUUCUACGCUGCAACAGAUGUUCAAGGUUCCUUGCUGGCCCAUGUAGAAGAGAAAAACCGCUUGAGCUCUGUGACUGGAACCUCUGAGGAGCUUGGCACCUUCAAGAUUACGUUUGGCAAGCCCACUGCAGGGGAAGGUGCUAGUGGAAAAUAUGCCAGAUAUAAUUACUUGCAAACUAAGAGCCCUGGUCUUGAUAAGCUAACCGAUAUAGUGAAGAACAGCCUAAAUCACAAGUUUACUUUUAGUCCCUCCAAAGGUGAAAAAAGACCGUAUUUUGCUGUGGAUUCUUAUAAAGUCACAAACCACCAGAACCAACAGAAAGAUCCCAAGAUGGAGAGUGAUUUUGUGGUGCAUCAAGUGACUGUACAAACCCCUUUCCAGAUUGAAGUUUUGUUUGAAUCCGGGAGCUUCCGUGAACGACCGAAUCAGCUUGUGGGCUCGGUUCUCACAGACGAGCUGGAGAAGCGUAAGGUGGCAUUCGAUGAGAAGUUUGAGAGUUCAUUUGGCCUCCAAGCUAAAGGGUUCACAUCUUCACAGAUCGAAUUUGCUAAGGCAGCUUUAAGCAACAUGCUUGGUGGCAUGGGAUAUUUCUUCGGACAGUCGGUUGUCCAGUCGGCUUACAACGAGCACCCUGUGCUUUACCCUGAGGGUCCGCUGUUUACAGCAGUACCGUCUCGCUCUUUCUUUCCAAGGGGCUUUCUUUGGGAUGAAGGAUUUCAUCAGCUUCUCAUCAGCAAAUGGGACACUCGGUUAACACAGGAGGUCAUUGCGCACUGGCUCGAUCUUAUCAAUGUAGAGGGCUGGAUCCCACGUGAACAAAUCUUGGAUGAUGAAGCACGCAGCAAAGUACCGUCCGAGUUUAUAGUGCAGCAUAACGAAAAUGCUAACCCGCCCACUCUUUUCCUGGCCCUGCAAGAGUUACUGGAACAGCUGGAUGCUCAACCAGAGUUGCUGUCCUCUCAAAACAUGAUUCCUUUCCUGCAAAGGUUGUACCCAAGACUGCAGAUUUGGUUUGAGUGGUUUAACACCACACAAGCUGGACCAGUUGCCAACUCCUACCGCUGGCGAGGCCGGGACAAAGACACUAACCUUUUCCUAAAUCCCAAGACCUUGACAUCUGGCUUGGAUGACUACCCACGGGCUUCCCACCCAUCUGCUGAUGAGAGGCAUGUGGACUUGUAUUGCUGGAUGACCCUAGCCUCUGGCAUCAUGGCAAAUGUGGCACGAAUACUUGGGGAACCCCACCAGGUGUACGAAAACACUCAUCGUGCUCUCAGCAACAAUGAUCUCUUAAACAAACUGCAUUGGUCUGAGAAUCUGCACUCCUUCAGUGAUUAUGGAAACCAUACUCAGGCGGUCUCACUUCAGCAAGAGAAAGUGUUUGUGCCUCCCGGACAACCGCGGCACCAGUUCCCGGCCACACGGUUGGUUCGCUCUGUUCGUAAAGCCCCUAAACUGCAGUACGUAAAUGCGUUAGGCUAUGUUAGCCUUUUUCCAUUCUUGCUAAAAAUUUUGACACCAGACUCCCCAAGAAUGGAGCAUAUUUUGCGGGACAUUCAAGAUCCUGACCGCCUUUGGACAACCUUUGGUCUACGCUCACUCUCACGUUCAGAUCCCCUCUACAUGAAGCGGAACACAGAACACGAUGCUCCCUACUGGCGAGGAGCGAUCUGGAUCAACAUCAACUACCUGGCAGUUAGAGCACUGCAUCACUAUGGCAGCAUAGAAGGGCCAUACAAAGAGAAGGCAGCUACCCUAUAUCAAGAGCUCAGGACUAACCUCAUUAAUAAUGUUUACAAGCAGUAUAUGGACACUGGAUACAUCUGGGAACAGUACAAUGAUAGCACUGGAAGGGGACAGGGAAGCCACCCCUUUACUGGCUGGUCGGCUCUGACUGUACUGAUAAUGGCUGAAGAGUAUUGAAAAUCAGUAGCAGGCCAGAAUCAGAAUGCUAAAUCAAGAUACUCAACUGGUGCCAUAUGUUUAAAACAAAAGUGUAAUUCAUUUUUACGUAAUUUAGAUAACUGGUGGACUUUUUUAUUUGUUCAUUUAAUAUAAUAAUAAUAAUAAUGGAGAGUCCUGAUUAAAUAUUUCAAUUUUACAUGCAGUAAAAUUGUGGAAAUUUAAUGUGAUUUAUAUCCUCAGGUUUGAAAAGCUGCAGACUUUUUCUGGAUCAGACACAACAAUAUCAUUUGUGUUAACCAGGAGGACACAGUGCACUUAUUUUGGUCCAUUUGCUGUUUGGCUUCAUUUAACAGAAUAAAUUAAAACUUCUUAUAAAAUCA
Puntigrus tetrazona (Sumatra barb) is the source of this 3013-nucleotide messenger RNA. It is a transcript of the gene mogs, whose product is annotated as mannosyl-oligosaccharide glucosidase. Gene Ontology annotation, biological process: oligosaccharide metabolic process; protein N-linked glycosylation. Gene Ontology annotation, molecular function: Glc3Man9GlcNAc2 oligosaccharide glucosidase activity. The coding region runs from base 120 to 2651 and encodes 843 amino acids. Lineage: Eukaryota; Metazoa; Chordata; Actinopteri; Cypriniformes; Cyprinidae. Gene Ontology annotation, cellular component: endoplasmic reticulum membrane. The record is from RefSeq and is a predicted model, not a curated record. The transcript is spliced from 5 exons.